Scheffersomyces stipitis CBS 6054 is the source of this 1925-nucleotide messenger RNA. RefSeq lists its product as uncharacterized. The record is from RefSeq and is a predicted model, not a curated record. The coding region runs from base 279 to 1724 and encodes 481 amino acids. The transcript has 2 exons. Gene Ontology annotation, molecular function: RNA binding. Lineage: Eukaryota; Fungi; Ascomycota; Pichiomycetes; Serinales; Debaryomycetaceae.
GAAGAUCAAAUCAAAUCGUGUUGGAAACGGAUCCCAUCGAAAGAAACUACAGACCGCGGUUGAUUGAUUGAUUUGUAUUUAACCACUACAUAGUUUCUUGUUUAGUUGUAUACAUUUCCAUACAAUAUUUCAAUAAACUGAUCUAUAUAACACUUGCACCACAAGUUGUACUCCGUAUCUAUAGCUAGAUAGAUAACAACGCCAUAAAGCGAAGGAAAACGAAACUAAACCAGCAAAGACAAAACUUCUAUCUUUUUCUAUUCUAAUCCAUUAAAAAAAUGUCCAGCUACGAAGACGACGAAGCUCUUUUCGAAGACAUCUAUGACGAUGAUAAUGAAGUCGCAAAGGAAAAGUCGACAGAGAAAAACAACGAAAACAAAGACGCUGAGACUGAGGCUGAAAAACAGGAUCAGAAGCCUGAGGCCGAAACUUCUGCUGCUUCCGUCCCUGAAGGUCUGACUUCUUCUUCCAAUCAAGCCGCUGCUACAGCCACUACAUCUACUUCUGUGUCUGAAGAUCAGCAGCAACCAAAUUUGCAACCUCCUGCAGCUGCUUCUCAACAAGCAGACCAAUUGCAGCAGACUCAACAGAACCAACCGAUUGGCCAGCACCCUUUCAAUUCUUCUCUCUCUUCCUAUACUGGCCAACCAGCAUAUCCUGGCGCUGAUCCCAACCUCCACCAACAGUAUCCACCUGUUCCUCCUCCUCCACAGCCUCCUGUUCAACACCAGCCUUCUAGCAUGGGCAGGGAAACAGGAAAAAUGUUCAUUGGUGGCCUCAAUUGGGACACCACAGAGGAAGGCUUGGUUCUGUACUUUUCCAAGUUUGGAGAAGUUGUAGACUACACCAUCAUGAAAGACAACAACACCGGAAAAUCACGUGGGUUUGGUUUCUUGACCUUCAGAGACCCAAAGUCUGUAGACGAAGUCAUCAAGACUGACCACAUCUUGGACGGGAAGUUAAUUGAUCCCAAGAGAGCCAUUGCCAGAGAAGAGCAGGACAAGGUAGGCAAGAUUUUUGUAGGUGGUAUCGAUCCAAUGGUCAACGAAAAGGAGUUCCAUGACUUCUUUUCGCAAUUCGGAAGUAUCAUCGACGCCCAGUUGAUGAUUGAUAAAGAUUCCGGUAGAUCCAGAGGGUUUGGAUUCAUUACGUUUGACUCGCCUGAUGCCGUGGACAGAGUCACUGUCAACAAGUUUUUGACGUUGAAGGGCAAGGCCAUGGAGGUCAAGAGAGCGGAACCUAGAGGCCAACAUCAGCAAAACCAAAUGCAACAGCAGCAACAGCAGCAGCAGUACAAUUACAACUACGGUAACCAAUACGGUCAAGCUUAUCCUCAAAUGGCUUAUGGUCAACAGCAGAUGGCCCCUGAAAUGGUCGAAUAUUGGCAAAGAAUGCAACAGUGGUUUAUGUUCCAGCAACAGGCCCAGGGUGCUGGUGGUGAACAAAAAGAUGUGGAACAACCUGGCCAACCAUUGAACCCACAACAACAAGCCAACGAACCUGAAGGUGAUCCAGAGCAAAAUUCCGACAGAAACAAUGAAAAUGCUAAUGAUGACUACAGAGGUGGCUAUGACAACGGCCAAAGGGACCAAAGGAGAAUGAACUUGCCAAAGGGCCCAAGAAGGGCUCCACCUUCCGGUCCUUCUGGCAGCAGAGGAGGAAGAGGAGGGUACCACAAGAGAAGUAGAGGCUACCAUCCUUACAACAGAGGUGGUAGAAGAUAGUUUAUACACCGCACAGAAAGUAAAAUACAGGCACAUCACGGUUAUAUUUUUAUUAAGAUUACACCUAUUUAUCCGUUAAGUUAUCGUUAUUUAGUAAUACUAUUGCUAUUAAUGUUGAUUUCAAGUUGCAAUGUCAUCUAUUUAUCUAUUUUUUCAUGUCACCGUUAUAUAGUACAGCCAUUAUCAAAAAUACAAUCCUAA